This is a messenger RNA of Phanerochaete carnosa HHB-10118-sp, 935 nucleotides long. RefSeq lists its product as uncharacterized. The record is from RefSeq and is a predicted model, not a curated record. Bases 62 to 547 code for a protein of 161 amino acids. NCBI's taxonomy places the organism in Eukaryota, Fungi, Basidiomycota, Agaricomycetes, Polyporales, Phanerochaetaceae. The transcript has a single exon. Gene Ontology annotation, molecular function: protein binding.
CCAUACUCUGUGACUUAAGAAUCCUCAACGAUAAGUGCUCUCCACCGACUGAUUAUUACUGAUGUUGCCCACAUCAAAGACGUUCCUUCCAGAUGAGCUCGUUCACGCCAUCCUGAUACGACUUCAAGACGGCGAAUUAUGGGGAAAGCAGUCCAAGCGCGGCCUGGCCUUGUGCAGCCUGACCUGUCGUCACUGGGCCAAGCUCAUCAAGCCUAUGCUCUUCGGAUAUCUUACCCUCAUGUGCACCGAAGACGUCUCCCAACUGCUCGCAUUCCUCUGCACUCCCGAUUUCCUGCACUGUGCUCUCAGAGAUUGUGCCCAUAAUCUGGACCUUGUUGAGGAUCGGGCAUCUUCCAGCAUCCCAUGGGGGCACCAUGUGCUUUUGAGGCUGCAUCAGCAUCUCCCUCAUGUCUUUGUCAACUGGGCUGUAAAAGGUGCCUCUGCAGACGGCCGAUCGAAGCUGUCGUCACUUCCGUCCGGUCAACUUCCCAGAACUUUACCCUCGUCUUCGGUGACCCUGCACCACGUCACACUGUCCUGUCUAUGAGUCCCAUCUGUUCGCUGUCUUAUGAACUUUGUCAAAUCAUUGAAAUUUCAUGAACUCGAGCUUAAGAAUGUUAUCUUCCCAGAGAACGCUGGACUCGUCCCGCGUCCACGAGCCUAUCCCCGACGUCCGUGGGACAUCAACAUUUCCAUUUCGCACUGCAUCGAGGGGUUGACGAGCCUGCCGUUCUGGAUCGGAUUUUCCAACUUCGUCUUCGCCAGCCAACUUUGCCCGCCGUUGGACGACAGCACUGAGGUGUUUUUGGCGAAGUAUCUCCAACUCUUUGUGUCGCUUCAUCGGCGCAAGAAAGACAGUCCAAAGUUGAGGGCGGUGUACGCAGAUGCUUUUGAUGAUGACGGUAUGUCUUUCAAUUCUUUUGGCUGAUUUGGGU